This is a messenger RNA of Seriola aureovittata, 5486 nucleotides long. It is a transcript of the gene ccdc30, whose product is annotated as coiled-coil domain containing 30. The record is from RefSeq and is a predicted model, not a curated record. Lineage: Eukaryota; Metazoa; Chordata; Actinopteri; Carangiformes; Carangidae. The transcript is spliced from 27 exons. Bases 416 to 4117 code for a protein of 1233 amino acids.
UGAAAACCGUUUGAUUGCCAUAAACAUUGUUGCAGGCGAACCGAACCUAUGGAUGUAUUAUAGGACCCCACAAGUUGGUUUAGUUGGUUGCCACUUCCCUGAUCGAUUGUCCCCUACAUCCUUUGAAUGGUACGGUCCGUUGCCUAGGUGCUAGUAGAAGCCAAUUCACUCCGCCACGCCUGUCCUCAGUACUUGGCUUUUUUGUCGCUGUUGUUGAAAGGGAAACCAAAGGACAAGAGAAGUUGUCAUGGAUGAAACAACAAUGGGAGUGAUGAAGUUUGAGGAUCUGCUGUUCAUUGCAAAUUCAGAUUGGUUUAUGUGUGAUACCAUGUAGGCAAAGUUGUUUGUGAUUGUUUCUUUCACCAUCGAGGAAAACGUUCGUCACUCACAGAUGCAGCUUCAACAAACUUAAUGUAUGACCAUGGAUCAUGAUGAGGUGUGGACGGAGCUGGACCAAAUUUCUAUGCGGCUUCAGGAGGAUGGCUUACCUCCUGCAGCCAGUGCGGAGGAGCGGCAGCGUCAUCUGUGGCAGCAGCUGCUCAGAAGUGAGGCGAAGCUUCAGUCAGCCGCCCAGGAGCUGCAGGCUUUACGUACCCAGCAGGCCAAUGAGAUGAAGGAGGUGGAGAGCUAUGUUGCACACAUUCGUGGGCUGUUGGAAGAGCGUGAAUGUCUGACUGCAGACUAUGAGAGAGACAAUGAACACUUGCGACAUGAGCUUCACCAGAUCAGACAACAACAAGAGAGUCAGAGCAAAGAGCUGGCAGAGAUGCUGGCUCAGGAGGACCUUGGGGAGAUGGGCUUGAGCAGCCCCAGUGAGCAGGUGGCUUACUUGCUGGUGGAGAGGGCCACACUGCUGGAAAGGCUGGAGGCUGCUGAAAGGAGACUGGAAAGUCAGAGCCUCACUGGCAAUUUGAGGGAGGACCACCACCAGGAGCAUAUUCACCACAUGAUGGAGGAGGAGCUAAGGCAGCAAAGGGACAAUAUACAGAAAAGCAUAGAUAACAUGACAAAGCAGUGUGCAUCCCAGAGUCCAUGGAAGAAGCUGUUUGGGCUGCGCAGGUCUGGUCAGAGCAAACACAAUAUUACCCCUGCCCACAGUGAGGAGAUAUCCCAGGAGCGAAAUGAGCGCCAGCGGCUGGAGCGGGACCUGGAAGAGGCGUCUAGGCGGCUGGCAAUGGCUCAUCAGGAUAUCCGCAGACUCACCAAUGAGCUGGAUGUUGCCAAAAACAACAACCUAGAUUCAAGUGAUAUGAUGAAGCUGCAGCGGGCCAAAGAGCAAAAUGACAGACUAGAUGCUGAGAACAGAGCUCUGAGAGAGAGAGUGCGCACUGUAGAAUCUGAGAAGAAAAACCUCCAGGAACAGUUGGCAAUAAAUGAUGCAGACCAAGAUGUAGUAGCUGAAGAGGAUCGAAAGGACAAGGGCAUUAGCAGUGAACCCCAAAACAAUCUUUCUGCCUUGUCAGCUCAAGAAAAAGAUCAUAUUCACAAACGGUGUCACGAGGCGAUGGAAGAUGGUCUUGUUCAGGUAAGGGAGUUGCAACGACAGCUCCAAAGGCUACGCAAGGAACAGGAAGAGCUGGAGGAGAGGAACGAGGAGUUGGAGGCCCUGCUGGGGGAGGCCCAGAACGCCAGCAAGGAGGAGGGUCAUCGCCAUGAGGGAGAACUGGAGGGAUUGCACAGGAGGAUCAAAAGCCUGGAGGCAGAGCUGAAGAAGCAGGAUGCCCAUGAAAAAAUGAUAAAGAAUGGAGAAGAGGUCAAAGCCACCGAGUCCUACUUACAGCUGCACCUAAGGGACAACAGCCAGGAGAGACUGGCUCUGCUAGAGGCACGGCUGACUGAAGAGAAGGACUGGAGGAAACAGUUGGAGAUUGACCUCAAUGCUGCCCAGGCUGCCCUCAAAAAAGACAAAGAGGCUUUGCAGAUAGGUGAACGAGAGCUGAAGAAGCUGAGACUGGAGGUUAACAGCCUUCAGACAGAAUGCCAACAAGGGAAAACGCUCAUCAAGAGCCUCACCCAAGUCAAAGGGGAAAAAGCUGUUCUGGAGGAAAAGGUGGCCCAGAUGGAGCGCACCCACAGCCGACUCCAGAGUGAGCUAGAGCGCUAUAAGGAUAGUAACCGGACCCAGGAGGACCGGAAGGAAAGCAGGCUUCACGUUGACCAGCUGCAGGAGCAGGCUGACCGCCUGACUGCUGAACUCAGCAGCCUCCAGACAGCACACAACACACUGAGGGAUGAAAUGGUUUCUGAGCGGCUGCAGACUGCCGAGCUCCAAGCCAAGCUGAGCUCCAGUGUCCAGGAGAAGCUGGCAGCUGAGGGAGAAAGAGAGAGACUGGAGAUUGAGAUACAGCACCUCAACAAGCAGCUCAAGAGGCAUCAAGAGCAGUUCUCCUCCACAAAGGAAGCACUUAGUAGCAGCAAGAAGCUUGAACUGGAUACAACUCACAUAGAAUCUAGGUUUAGUACUGUGGAGAGUACCAAGGAUGAAAGCUUGGAUCAGCUUUCAUGCCUGAAACAGGAGCUGAAUCAUCUGCAGACCAAGCUGGAGGAGGAGCAGCAGCUGGCCUUUCAGCACCAGCUGGCCCUGCAGGCUCAGGUCAAUGAAGCCCAGGCACGCGUCAAGUCCCAGGACUCAGUGCUGAGCCAGAAGGCAGAGGAGGCUAAACAGAUGAAACAGGACCUGCAGAGGGCCCAGAGCCUGUUCACCUCAGCAGAGAGAGAGCUGCGCUACGAGAAAGAGAGGAACAUGGACCUGAAGAGGCACAAUACCCUGCUGGACCAGGAAAAGCUCAAGCUUUGUGCAGAGCUGAAGCAGGUCCAGACCAAGCUGGUCCAGGUGGGACAGACUGUCCACACUCAGGUGGCUGAGAGUGAAAGUCAGCAGCAGAAAAUCAGGGAACUGGAGCUGGAACUGGCACGUAACUCCACAUAUCGCAGCGCCACCACAAGUUUGCAGGAGGACCUGCAGGCUGAGAGGGCGCGGCUCAUUGCUGCUGACAAGAAGGUGUUGGAGCUGCAGCAGCAGCUUAAGAAUGCCCAGCACCAGCUGCGUGUGGAGGAAGCACGGGCCGGGGAGAGCAGCCGCCUGGAGCGGGACAGCAGGGAUCUGUCUGACACCUUGUCGGCCCUGAGAGCCCAGCAGCAGGAGGAGCACAUCACCAGGAAGCUGUUAGAGCAGCGUGAGGAGGAGCUGCUACAGCAGGUGCGCUCCCUGAGGCUGAAGGAGGCCUCCCUGACCAGGACCAACACAGAGAUUAGCCACCGUGCCCAGCAGCUGGACACCCGCCUGGCCAUCCUGGAGGCUGAGCUCAGGAAGGCCAGAGAGGAGGUGAGAGAUGGCCAGAAGUGCAGCCACAGACUGCAGGAGGAGCUGGCGGCCAGUCAACAGGAGUGUGACAGACUGCAGGCGGAGCUGCAGCAGGUUCUCCUCCAACAUGACACACACGUUAGAAAGUACAAUGAAAAGCAGAGUCAGCACAAGACUAAGCUGCGUCAGGCCAAGCAGGUCUUUCUCAAGACAACGGCACAGAGGGACCGAACCAUCCAAAAACUGGAGAACGACCUGUUACUGGCCUCCAGCCUCUCACACAAGGAGAAGGAAAGGAUCCAAACAGUGAUGGAGGAAAAUGAGAAGCUUUUGGAGGAGAAGAGGGAACUGUUGAGGAAGAUAAGUGAGGCAGAAGAAAUGGGUAGCAAUGGCAUGAGGACUGCCUCAACGGUUCAACACAGGGUCAACGUCUUAGAAGUGGAAAACAGACAGCUACAGGAUCGGACCCUAAAGCUCUCCAAUCAAGUCAGUUCCUUAGAGCGCGCCCUGAGAAACGUCCAGUCGUUCUACAGCCUGGAGAAUGCCAAGAAAGUGCACCACUCUGAAAGUCUCUGUGACGGCGUCCUACAUACAUCUACACUAAGUCUGACGUCAGGUUCCUGUGACCCAUUGGACAUCCUGGACAAAAUCUGCCGGGUGAAAGUGGGCGAGCGAAUGCUGGUGGACGGCACCCGAGCGUCUGUCUCCACACACCAGCUAUCAGAACAGGGUUACCUGAAUCUCACCUCCCCAUUGGCUCCUCCAGAGCCCAGAGGCACAGAGGAGAGCUCUAUUAACAGUGACAAGGUAUGAGACGUGUUACGCUCUGACGCGGUUGUUGCCUUUGUGUUUGCAACAGCAAGCUAGCAGCAAGGAUGAGUGCUGUAAGUCAUGCACUGGGUAGCAUUAUAGUAUUCGACUCCGACUCCGCUGGAGAUAGAAAAAAUAUGUUGAAAGCAAAUAAUUCUUGUUAAAAGACAGUAAUAAUGAAAGGGGGCUUCCACUGCAGUUCUGCUCAGGGUCAUUUCUCUUUUGUAUUGCAAAGCAGAUUCUUGUUUGGCCUGUAUUUUGAUCCAGGUUCAGACUGAGAGGGAAAUUAUCGGGGAUUUAAAAAAACUGCAAGUGUCAAUCAAUCAUUUUUAUGACAUAUUUUCAAGGCAACAGGAUGUAAUGGGAGUUUUGAUUUGGAAGCCAGCUGGCACAAGCUUUGUUGGUCUGUUGUUUGGUCAGUUGCUUGAAAGACUUGUGUUGGUUUAUGGGAAAGAUCAUUGUUGUUUUUUUUAACAUAUAGGAUAAAGGUACUUCACACAAGUGCAGCGCAAUAUCAAAAAUAUUUCAUGGGUGGAUUCGAAUGAGACUAGUUUAAACUAAGCACUUUAUAAAAAGAUUUACUUGUGUUUACAUUUGAGAAAAUGUAGCAGUGGAAUACAACAGUGGGAUAUCAAUGAUAUGUAUUUUUCGUAGUUAAAUUUAAUCUUGGCAGUGUUUUCUAUGAAAAAAUGCCUGUGGUGUUCCAUGUUUAUGGUUUUACUGUGUCAAAAUAUCUUGAGACACAUAAGACACAUUUACAAGUUAAAAAAUCUUGUGGAAAAUGUUGUGGACCCACUUUAUAUCUAAUAUGAGACUGUGUGGUAAACAGAGAUAUGCCAUUCCUAUAGCUUGUUGGCUGUGGUUACUCCAGUAUUUACAAUGUGCAGCUUUGCUUGUAGUUUAAAAAAAACAUCCAAAAAGUCGGGAAAAGCCACAUAAUUCCAGACGUUUUGUUUUGUCUAUUUUGAGCUUCCAUUGCUUCCAUUGGUUAAGCUCGUAGGUUUCCUCCAGGGAAACUCGUGAAGUGCUUCUACUCCAGCCACAAAGACCGUCAGCAGAGAGAAGUGUAUUUUGUACAUGGUAUUAAAUACAUGACAUUAAUUAUUUCAUACCACUGUUAUUAUUUUCUUUCAGUAAUAGAGUUAUACACUGUGGAAACUAUAGUCUAUUUUGUCUAUUUCAUUGUGCCUGAAUUGAUGAAGUGUUAAACUUUAUCUUGCUGCUGCGUGAAUACGUCUAAUAACAGAAGCCUGUUUGCGACAGAUGUGUAAUCUGAGAUGUAAUUAACAAGAACCUUUGACUUUUGUUGUAGUUAUGUAAAUACGUUUUUAAGCAAAAUUAUUUUCAUAAAUAAAAGUGAAUAAAUAACAAA